Thamnophis elegans (Western terrestrial garter snake) is the source of this 3174-nucleotide messenger RNA. It is a transcript of the gene B4GALT5, whose product is annotated as beta-1,4-galactosyltransferase 5. The transcript is spliced from 9 exons. Gene Ontology annotation, molecular function: UDP-galactose:glucosylceramide beta-1,4-galactosyltransferase activity. NCBI's taxonomy places the organism in Eukaryota, Metazoa, Chordata, Lepidosauria, Squamata, Natricidae. Gene Ontology annotation, biological process: carbohydrate metabolic process; glycoprotein biosynthetic process. The record is from RefSeq and is a predicted model, not a curated record. The coding region runs from base 136 to 1170 and encodes 344 amino acids.
UGGAAGCGGAGCCCUUGGAGGCCCUGGCGGCUUCCCCGGCGGUCGUUGCUGGCCGCUCUCUUCUUUUUCUCGCUGUCCUCCUCGUUCCUCUACUUCGUCUAUGUGGCGCCCGGCAUUGUGAACACCUACCUCUUCAUGAUGCAAGCCCAAGGUAUCAUGAUUCGUGAAAACAUGAAAACGAUAGGAGCGCAAGUUUAUGAACAGGUGGUCCGUAGUGCCUAUGCCAAGAGGAACAGCACUGGAAAUGACUCUGAUUAUCCUCUUGAUUUGAAUCACAGUGAAAACUUUCUGCAAACAACAACUUUUCUUCCUGAAGAUUUUACUUAUUUUUCAAAUCAUAUUUGCCCUGAGAGGCUUCCUUCUAUGAAGGGUCCAAUUGAUGUAAAUAUGAGUGAAAUCAGUAUGGAUGAGAUCCACCAGUUUUUCUCUCAAGACCCUACUAUCAAAUUAGGAGGCCACUGGAAACCUAGUGACUGCUUGCCUCGCUGGAAAGUGGCUAUUCUUAUCCCAUUCCGCAAUCGUUUUGAACAUUUGCCGGUUCUCUUUAAACAUCUUAUUCCACUGCUGCAACGCCAACGUUUGCAAUUUGCAUUUUAUGUCAUUGAGCAAGCAGGUAAUCAGCCCUUUAAUCGUGCUAUGCUCUUUAAUAUUGGCUUUCGGGAAGCUAUGAAGGACUUUGACUGGGACUGUUUGAUCUUUCAUGAUGUGGACCAUAUACCUGAGAAUGAUCGUAACUAUUAUGGAUGUGGACAGAUGCCAAGACAUUUUGCUACAAAGUUGGAUAAGUACAUGUAUAUCCUUCCAUAUGCUGAAUUUUUUGGUGGAGUGAGUGGCUUGACAGUGAAACAGUUCAAGAAAAUCAAUGGCUUUGCAAAUGCGUUCUGGGGCUGGGGUGGAGAGGAUGACGACCUUUGGAACAGGGUUCACUAUGCAGGCUAUUUGGUUACUCGGCCAGAAGGAGAUACAGGGAGAUACAAGUCAAUUCCCCAUCAUCACAGAGGGGAAGUUCAGUUUUUAGGAAGAUAUGCACUGUUGAGGAAGUCCAAAGAGAGGCAAGAAUUGGAUGGCCUCAAUAAUUUGAACUAUUUUCCAAAUAUUACAUAUGAUUCUUUGUAUAAAAACAUAACUGUCAAUCUAUCACCAGAGCUGGCUCUGGUGAGUGAAUACUAAGAGAAUAUGAGAAGAGAAUGUCAAGAGAUGGUUUUAUAGAUGUCUCCUGGACAAGAAUAAUCUUGUGUCGAAUGAAGGAUCACAGUAUUUUGAAGAAUAAUUUUCAAAACUACGCACAGAGAUCAAUAGACUGUAAGACAUAUUCAUACCGUCAGCGAGUUCAGACUUAACUUGCUUUUUCAUUUCUUUUCGAAAAGAACAAUGGUGUGACCUGCUGCUUUUGUCCCAGCAUUCCAUUUCCUUAAGCAAUUUCCAGUAACAAAUAGAAAUUGAAUGUGCUUUCCUGCUCAUAAAACCAGUUUGGCUUAAAAAGAAAAGAAAAGAAAGAAAAAUCUUGAUUUCUUGACUUAAAGUGCGGGAAGCUAUCCUGUAAGUAACGGGUGUCAAACUCACAGCAUCACAUUGCCAUCACGUGACAUAUUGCGAUGUUUUUUUCCUUUGUGGAGCUGGGGUGGGUGUGGCCUCUCCGUGAGGCAUCCAGCCCGCAGGCCGCCAGUUUGACACCCCUGCAGUAAGCUAUGACCAUUAUUGGAGAUGAACUGCUACCUAACAGUGGCACCAUUUUUUUGCAUUUGUGUUUGCAUUGGUUUUCUAAUUGACUUGCUCAAAGGAAAAAAGAUAUAUAUAUCUAUCUAUAUAUAUAUAUAUAUCUAUAUCUAUAUAUACACACAAUCACUUCUUAAAGAAGUAUAGAUGUAGAUAAGCUGUAUAAAUUGCUUUCCUUUAUUUUUAAAAAAAUGCAGUUCAAAACUGAAGCCGAAGGUUUACAACUUAGCAUAACUCAAGUAAGCCCUCAACUGUGCAAGCACUUCAGUACAUCAGGAUGACAUGCAAGUAAUUCUCUUCAGGGCUAUUUAAGCAGUUAUUGAGAUUGAGACUGUCAGUUGAUAGGUUAUUUUGGAAACAAUACCAGUCUUUAUUGGAAAAGGAGGAAUCCGGCAUUGGGAGAGUGAGUUUUAUUCAUGAAAGUGCAAAGGCCAAUUGUAUUUUGGGGAUUGCAUAGUCUUUCUGGGUGUUUUUUUGUGUGUGUGACCCUGUGCAUUUUGUCCCCGUAUUCCAAACUGACAGCAAAACAUUAGAGAAAAUAUCUCCCUGUUUUAUCUUGGUAAGGAAGGGACAAAAAGUCUCCAGAAAGUUAACCAAGUUUCCACUUUGGUUUGGGUAGAGUUUGCAAAUCAGUCGGUCUUUGGUUGGAAGUCUAUAGUGAUUUCUGUAUCAUUAAUUUCUGGGGGGGGGGGGGGGAGGUAUAAAUAAUAUUUUGAUAUAUUUAUUGUGUAAAUGAAACUGAACUAAUGUAGACUAAAACUGUAGGUUGAAGUUCUUGGGUAUGAUUAUUAACCAGAAAAACAUUGCACAAGUACAAGUACUGGGAUAAAUGUAUCCAGACUCCAACUCUUAAUUAAAAGAAUGAAGGGCAUUGAGAUUAGUUUAAAAAAUAUGUGAAUAUCAGGCAAAAUUGGUUGGUCCAUAAUCUCUAUCUAGUUUUUGUUUUAACCUACCAUAAUAAGUUUGUGCCUUUGUUUUGUUUUGUUUUUCUGGUUUAAAACCAGUCCAUCUCUUUAUAUAGCAUGUACAGACUUUUUUAAACUGGGGUAUUUACUCUGGUAAAACAAAUUGUUCUUUAAUAUAUAUUUAUAGACAGAGUUUAAUGUGAAAAGUACUUUAAUCUCUUUGAUUGCAUUGUUGCCUUCAGUUGCUUUAACUUGUAUAGGGUUGUGGUUUUUUUUAAUUUUGUUUUAUUUUGGGUUUGGUAGAUAUAUGACCCCCCCAUAUAUAGCUGUUGUGGAGGUGAUUAACCAAACCCAUUUUCUUGAAUAUCAAGAGUUAUGAAGGGACGAGUGCUUGUGUAUGAAAGAGAAAGUGUGCAUGUGUGUAUCUUAUCGGCUGGUAUGAAAGGGCAGGAAGUCUGUUCUUGAAUUUGCUGAUAAGUAGACUUUAAAAUGUUUCAUAAUAGUACCUUUAUGGUUGCUGCAGAGGGAAUAACUUACCUUUUAUUCUUUUAAU